CGCCUUGAAGCGUUUAAAUUGACAAUCUCAGAAGAAGAAAAAGCAAAAGCGGAAGCAACAACUUGAAACUGCAGCAACGUUACUAGCUUCAUGCAAAACUGAUUUAAAACCAGUUCUUGAUUUAAUCAAGGAUGCUGCUGCGGCUACUCGCCCCGACGUGGUGAUCUGACUCUAAAAUCUGUCAUCUCUGGAAAGAAAAAUGCCUCGAGACUCAAGUUUGGAGCCUGGAGUUUAGAGAAAGGUGGACUUCUCAUUGGUAGUGUUGAAGGCUAUGAGUGUCAGUGAUGGAGGACAGUCAAUGUGGGGACUUGGACUACAUGAUCCAAGAUGAGGACACUUUGAUUGAGGGUGUCAGCAACCAGGUCUUAUUUGUUGUGGUGCUCAGUGUCACCUUCCUUGCAGGCCUUCUCACUCUGCUCUGCAGACAAGAGGAGCAGAACAUUCAUCCUGAGAAUCAGGAGCACGUUCGAGCUGUCCGACAACAGCUCCAAACAGAGCAGGAUGAAAAUUCUCAGGCAGAGGCCAGGCAGCAGUAUUACACAGACAUGUCUUGUCCUGUAUGUUUACAGCAGGCUGUUCUGCCUGUGGAAACCAAUUGUGGACACCUUUUCUGUGGCUCCUGCAUUAUAGCCUACUGGAGGUAUGGCACGUGGCUGGGUGCUAUUAACUGCCCCAUCUGCAGACAAAUGGUAACAUUGCUCUUCCCACUAUUUCAUGAGCAUGCCACACCUCAGAGGGUCCAGGAUGGCGAGGCUGAACCUCAGCUGAUAUUAAGAGACAUUAACGAUUACAACCGCAGGUUCUCAGGCCAACCAAGAUCUUAUAUGGACAGGCUGCGAGACGUGCCCACCCUGCUUCGUCAUGCCUUCAGAGAAAUGUUUUCCGUGGGUGGCCUCUUCUGGAUGUUCAGAAUUCGGAUUCUUCUCUGCCUGGUCGGCGCGCUCACGUACCUGGCCUCGCCGCUCGAUAUCCUCCCCGAGGCCCUCUUCGGUCUCCUGGGAUUCAUGGACGAUUUCUUUGUAAUCUUGCUUCUCUUUGUGUACAUCUCUAUCAUGUACAGAGAGGUGGUUACACAGAGACUGAACGGCUAGGUGCUCGCCCACCAAAAGUGGCUUCAAGCUCGCACGUGUCAGGCUCAGGAAGAGGGGAACGCAGCAUCUGAUGUGGACAUGUGAAGACUGAACAAACGCUCAAAGGACAGUUGAUCAAUAAUGCUGGAAAAGUGUUAGUAACAGAUUGAGCUAUGAAUCUUUUUUGUCUAUUCAGCUACUUGAGGGACAUCCCUAACUGACUGACUAGCAUUACUGCCAAUUAUAUGACAGCAUUGCCAAAAGCAGCAGUCAUUUAUAUAAUGUGCAUAUCAUCAUAAUGAGACAACUGUAUGUAAAUGUAUUGAUAGCAGUGUCUUGAUAACAUGCAUUUAAAGUUGACUGACGUGAUUGUCAACUGUUUGUUAAAAUGUGUGUUAUUGGAACCAUAUUAAACUGAUGAGGCACUAUGUAAGUAACCUGUGACUAUGCAUAAUCAUAAUGACUGGAAAAUCACAGCUUUUCUUGCUUGUGUAAAAUCAUCAUCAUUUUCACCACCAGCAGUUUACAUUUAUUAAUUAGAUCUGAUGAAACCUACACCUUUCUGCGUGCAAUCCUCAUGAAUUGUGGAUGCACAGGAUUAUAACUCCUCAACUGGCAGAUUUCUACUCAAGAAAUAUAUAUAUAUAUAUAUAUUUUUUUUUUUUUUUUUUAAUUAAUCCCAAACCAAAGGUGUUAAAUAGUAAUUGUAGGUCACGUUGAAUGUAGACUCUUCCAGUGUUAUGAAUGUUAACUUUUCAUCUCAAAGUUUACCUAAACCUCUCCAAGAUAAUUGUGAGUUUGGAUGUCUCGCAACCAGAUAUUUACAGUCCUAAUCCUGAAACUCCAUGCACACCAUCAAGAUUUUCAGAUUUUUAAUUCAUUCUUGGAACAUCAGUGUCCUAUUUUUAAAAAAUCUGUAAGUAAAUAAAAAUGACAAUGAUGUCAACAUAU
Messenger RNA from Micropterus dolomieu (smallmouth bass), 2021 nucleotides. It is a transcript of the gene rnf170, whose product is annotated as ring finger protein 170. The transcript is spliced from 7 exons. Lineage: Eukaryota; Metazoa; Chordata; Actinopteri; Centrarchiformes; Centrarchidae. Gene Ontology annotation, molecular function: ubiquitin protein ligase activity. The record is from RefSeq and is a predicted model, not a curated record. The coding region runs from base 285 to 1091 and encodes 268 amino acids.